AUGCCCCCCACAAAUCUCGCAAUGGCAUCUCUCCAAGUCCAUGCAGAUGACAUGCUGGCUGCCACCUCCGAUAUCGCUCCACCUCUCCACGUUUCAACUACCUUCCGUUACCCAUCCAACCCUCAGGAUCUCCAAACAGAAACCGAUCUUUUCAGUGCACUGGAAUCUGGUGAGCUUUCUCACACAAGUGUUCCACAUACUUACUCCCGGUACGCACAACCCGUCUCCACAAGAGUUGAAGCCGUGCUCUCCCAAAUUACAGGCGGCCAUGCCAUAGUAUAUUCCUCGGGGGCAUCGGCAUUCCACGCUGCAAUGAUCCAUUAUAACCCUCGUAAUGUGUUUAUAGGUAAUGGGUACCAGGGUGGCCAUGACAUUUUGCAUAUUCUGCAGCGCAACUAUGGAGUCAAGGUCCACCCACUCGAUUCAACUCCAGAGCUGUUGCAACCAGGCGACGUGAUUCAUCUUGAAACUCCAGUAAAUCCUACGGGACAUGCACUGGACAUCGCUCACUAUGCCAAAAUAGCACACGAUAGAAAUGCGUUUCUGCUCGUGGACUCUACACUAGCCCCUCCACCACUCCAGGACCCGUUUAAAUGGGGGGCUGAUCUUGUUAUACACUCAGCCACAAAGUACUUUGGUGGUCACUCAGACUUGCUUGCUGGUGUAUUAGUCACCAAAAACUCUAAAUUCGAGACAGCGCUCAAGGCUGAUCGUAACUACAUUGGAACUAUCACUGCUUCGCUUGAGUCUUGGCUUUUACUACGUUCUCUCCGCACAUAUUCUUAUCGCAUCAAGAUCCAAGCAGACAGCGCCAACGCCAUUGUUGAGUACUUUUACAAAAACCAAGCCAAUUUCCCCGUAAUUAAGAAGAUUUAUCAUGCGUCGGUACAAAUUUUGGAGGAACCUGAAAAGGAUGUUUUUAUACAAAAACAGUUGCCUCUUGGUGGUGGACCUAUAUUUUCCAUUGAUGUUGCCAAUGAAGAAAUUGCAAAAACAUUGCCGUCAAAGGUUACUCUUUUCCACCACGCUACAUCGUUAGGUGGAGUUGAGUCGCUCAUAGAGUGGCGAGCCAUGUCUGAUCGUAACGUCCAACGAACUCUGCUUCGGUUUUCGAUUGGGGUUGAAGAUACGCAGGAUCUUAUUGAUGAUUUAGUUCAAGCAUUUAGACAGUACUCCUAA
Messenger RNA from Magnusiomyces paraingens, 1179 nucleotides. RefSeq lists its product as uncharacterized. Gene Ontology annotation, biological process: transsulfuration. The transcript has a single exon. Gene Ontology annotation, molecular function: pyridoxal phosphate binding; carbon-sulfur lyase activity. Gene Ontology annotation, cellular component: cytoplasm. The coding region runs from base 1 to 1179 and encodes 392 amino acids. Lineage: Eukaryota; Fungi; Ascomycota; Dipodascomycetes; Dipodascales; Dipodascaceae. The record is from RefSeq and is a predicted model, not a curated record.